This is a messenger RNA of Cucumis sativus (cucumber), 1479 nucleotides long. RefSeq lists its product as hypothetical. The transcript is spliced from 2 exons. The record is from RefSeq and is a predicted model, not a curated record. NCBI's taxonomy places the organism in Eukaryota, Viridiplantae, Streptophyta, Magnoliopsida, Cucurbitales, Cucurbitaceae. Bases 672 to 1010 code for a protein of 112 amino acids.
UUUCCCUUUUUUGUUCAUACUUAUGAAAGAAAAACAAGGAAUUUGGAGUAUUCCAUUACUCUAUUAGAUCAAUUUCCUUUGGAUGGCGUUUGUUAGUGUUUUAGGUUGUUAAUUAAUGCAUUAUUCUUGUACAUUCAUGAAAAAGGAAAGUGAAUAUUUUCAAUUGAUUAAAGGAGAUUUCUUUCUGAAUUAAAUUUUUUGUUGGUGUACUUCAUUUUGAGAAUUUAUUGGAGAAAAAGUGGGCUGAAGUUUUGUAUGAUCCCAAAUUUCGUCAACCAAAUCUAAUUUAAACCCUAGAUUUAGCAUUGUGUAGUGAUCCGAGGCCCAAAAUCAUUUUGCCGACAUUUUGAUUCAGUUUUAUUCAAAACUUCAACCCUCUGAAAAAUUUAUGGCUUCAAAGAGUUUUCAUUAUUCCAUUUGGUUGCGUAUGUGAAGUGAACAAGACGCCAUAACCCACCUUCAGUUUUCCAUCACCCUUUCAAACCAAGUCACUCGGCUUAUAAUAAAAUCCAUGUUGGUAGAGUUGGUGAUUCGUUUACCUUGUUGCCCCAAUUAGGUUUUCAACACCGAUCCAUCUAUUUCUGACUUGGGUUUUGAAAUUCUUGAUCGGGGUUUCUUCAGAAUCCUCAAGAAAAUCAGUUUCUGGUUUUUUGUUUUUCAACUCUGAAUUUAUGAAUUUCAGGAGUUUAGAUGAGUUCUGGGUUUUCUACAUGAACCAGCACUCUAAACCAUCGACGAGACGUUGGCACUUUAUUGGAACUCUUUCUGCUAUCUUCUUCUUUCUAUGCUCCUUAUUGUUUAGCUGGUGGUUUCUGUUCUUUGUUCCAUUAACUGGUUAUGGGUUCGCCUGGUACAGCCAUUUCUUUAUUGAGGAAAAUGUUCCUGCCACCUUUGCCCAUCCGUUUUGGUCUCUUCUUUGUGAUUUCAAGAUGUUUGGAUUGAUGCUUACGGGGAACAUGGAUAGAGAAAUAAAGAGGCUGGGGAAAAGACCUGUGUUGCAGAUUUUUUAAUUCUAAUAAGUUCAUCUGAUGAGAAUUACCACAAUUGUUUUUAGCAUUCCUGUUGGAGAAUCAGCUCACCCCCCCAGCAUCUCUUUCAUCCACAUGUACAGCUUGCCUCAUCAUACAGGAUCGUUCCCACAACAGUAGGCCGUUCGAGUCACUUCCAGCAGUUCUGCUAUUAAUGUUUUAUGCUUCGUUUGCUGCUUUGGAUGGUUUGAAGGCACUUUUCUUCCUCCCAACCUUAGAAUUCUCUGCAGACCAUUUACCUCCCUCAGGUUGGGCUGCUUAACUUGGAAAAUAUAACCAGCAAAACUCAUUCUAAGGCUCAUUGAUUCUCCCAAAUUUGAUUCUGAAACUUGGCUUACGAACUGCAAUAGUGCAUCUAAUUGUAUUCUGUAAACCCAUAUUUAUGUUUUAUUUUGUACAAUGAAGUGCAUCAAAAAAGUUAUGCUUUAUGAUAGGAAUCUGACUAUCCUGA